Messenger RNA from Fusarium odoratissimum NRRL 54006, 1095 nucleotides. RefSeq lists its product as uncharacterized. The coding region runs from base 1 to 1095 and encodes 364 amino acids. The transcript has a single exon. The record is from RefSeq and is a predicted model, not a curated record. Lineage: Eukaryota; Fungi; Ascomycota; Sordariomycetes; Hypocreales; Nectriaceae.
AUGUAUCCCCAUCAACUUGACUACCAACAGGCCCUACCUGUAGAAUUACCAGCUGAAACAGUCCCUCAAUACGACUACACAUACCAACCAAACCGUCAUAUCUACCUUCCACAAAUACUACCCCCCUCGCCUCCCAUGGAAAGACCAACGCUAUCUCCAUCACGUCCCAUUCUCAUCCCUUCAACCUCAAUCACAGGCUCACUGGAAGUCACUCCACCAUACCACCGGGCUUAUCCUCCUAUUCUAAACUCCUACGGCAUCUCUUCAAAAGAGUUCAUGGCCAUAAUCGAUGCUUUGAACAUCGCUCUCGCUGAGCCAGCGCCAUUCAAAGCAAUGGAAGUCGCAGGCGAUGGCCUCGGUUUCGUCCCCAAUGAAAUCGCCCAAGGCGUUUCUUUGGGGCUUGGACUAGCUGCGGGUACUGGAACUGCUGCUACUGCAUAUUUUCGAGAAAGAAAGGUACUUGAGAGAGUGAAUCGAGAUAUCUUCGCACCAAAGGGCUUGGUGAUGAAGACCAUGAAGGAUGAGGAAGUGAUGCAACGACUCAACACCACGGCCAAGAGUCUUGACCCACUACUAAGAUUGCGAGAGAUUGCAUCACAGGUCGAAGUUUUGUCUUUCGACGUUGAACCACCAGUCAGACGCUCCAAUAUGCUGGAUCGCAUCAGCGCAAAACAGGCUGCCAUCAAACAAGCCGGCAAGGAGAAGAAAAAACUCAAGAAGCAAGAAAGACGCCUCCAAAAGCGCGAAAAGGCAGCCGAUAAGUUUGAUCGACCAAUUGAAUCGAUCGAUGAACAUUACAACUCCGAUAUUGAAAGUCGAAUUGAGAUCGAGGCCAAGAUCGCAAGGUUGGAAGAUAGGAUCGCGGAGAUCAACAUCAAAGCAGAGGAGAAACUGAUCGAGUCAAGUGAGAACAAGAUUGGCGAGAUUGAAAAGAGACGAAGAAAGGACUUGGAAGAGGUUGAGAAGGAUCGUGUCAGGUUGAUGGAGAAGCAUGGUAAGGCUAUUGCAAAGGUGAAUAAGAAAGCCGAGAAGAAGGAUGAGAAGGAUGAGAAGAAGGUGGCUAAACUGGAAUGGAUCAUGAUUCGAACUAUUUAG